AAAACCCAAUUUUCUCUCUCUCCUUCCCUCCUCCUCCUUCUCUCUCUCUAUCUCUCUGAAGUUUUCGUACGAACAGAGAUUUAUGAUCCUUUCAAAGUUUUGUGCUCAGAAAUCCCUUUAAAGUAAAGCUGCAACGACUAUUAUAAACGACGUUUCAAGUUUCAACCUACGCAUUCAAAGCUCUUGUUUGUUUGAUCCUCUCUGAUUUUCAUAUCCGAUUCUCCCGAUUUCAGCAUCCUUUUCUGUAGUUUCCUUGUAUUCUAUGAGAGCUUGUUGGCUUCUGAAACUCUCUCUCCUCCUACCAUGUUAGACGUUCCUGGUUCUGGUCGUGAUUCCGAGGUUAGUUUGGAGGCUCUCAGUUCAACCCAGCGUAGUUCCAUGAGCAGCGAAAGCAUUUGCAGCACCAGUUUCAGCCGUCUCUCCUUCGAGCUCCUCCCUGCUUCGCCUGAUAGCCUCUCUCUCAAGCCUCAUCGCUCGUCGGACUUCGAAUACUCCGCCAUACGCUCUGCCACGUUCCGCCGCAAGACUGGUCUCACCUUCCGCGACUUCCAUCUCCUCCGUCGCAUCGGUGCCGGUGACAUCGGAACGGUCUACCUCUGCCGGCUGCGCAACAACGGUGCCGCCGAUGACGAUCGGUUCGUCGCCGGCGCUGAGGACGACGUUGUUGUCGGCCGUGAGGAUGAUGGUUGCUGCCUCUACGCCAUGAAGGUGGUGGACAAAGACGCGGUGGCAUUGAAGAAGAAAUCUGAGAGGGCGGAGAUGGAGAGGAAGAUUUUGAAGAUGCUGGAUCAUCCUUUUCUCCCUACGCUUUACGCUGAGUUCGAGGCCUCACACUUCUCUUGCAUUGUCAUGGAGUUCUGUUCUGGUGGGGACUUGCACUCCCUACGCCAUAGACAGCCUCAGAAGCGAUUCCCUCUUUCCUCUGCAAGGUUUUAUGCUGCGGAAGUUCUCGUGGCAUUGGAGUACCUUCACAUGCUGGGAAUCAUAUACAGAGAUCUGAAACCUGAGAACGUGUUGGUUAGAUCCGACGGCCAUAUCAUGCUCUCCGAUUUUGAUCUCUCGAUGUGUUCAGACGCCAUCCCAGCCGUUGAAUCCUCUGACUUUUCUCCAGACCCUGCAUUCCCAGAUACCUUGCCGUAUACUGGCUCGCACUCUAGUCCCUUUUCGUGCCUCCCGAACCGGGUUUUCCGUUCCCGCAAGGUCCAAACCCUUCAGCCGAACCGACUUUUCGUGGCUGAGCCGGUAUCCGCUCGGUCAUGCUCCUUCGUAGGUACCCACGAGUACGUCUCCCCGGAAGUCGCCUCCGGCCACUCCCACGGCAACGCCGUCGACUGGUGGUCCUUUGGAAUAUUCAUCUACGAGCUUAUUUACGGGAGAACACCGUUCGCAGCCCCAUCAAACGAGGCUACACUCCGCGGCAUCAUCAAGAAGCCCCUGACCUUCCCUACCCCCACACCGUCCAGCACGCUUGAGAACCACGCGCGUGACCUCAUCUCCUCUUUGCUUCACAAAGACCCGACCCGGAGGCUUGGGUCAAAGCGGGGCGCAGCAGACGUGAAGAAGCACGCGUUCUUUAAAGGUCUGAACUUGGCGUUGAUACGGAUGAUGACGCCACCAGAGGUACCAGGUUCGAGGAGGCAGAAGACGUCGCCGUUAGGUCAGGUGAAGGGAACGGGAAGUAGGACUACUGGCAGGAGACAGCAGCUGCGUCCAACGGCGUCGUUUGACUACUUCUGACGAAUCAACCCGACGACGACCGGCGAAUUUUCCGCCACGUAUUCGUCAGGGCCCACCCUCCAGAUUUUGUACCUCGCGGGUGACGUAUUUGUAUAUUCGAGCUGUAAUCUCUGCUUUUUUGGAAGGAAAGCAAGUUCAUAUUUUAAUAUUCAA
This is a messenger RNA of Neltuma alba, 1890 nucleotides long. RefSeq names its product protein kinase PINOID-like. The transcript is spliced from 2 exons. Lineage: Eukaryota; Viridiplantae; Streptophyta; Magnoliopsida; Fabales; Fabaceae. Gene Ontology annotation, molecular function: ATP binding; protein kinase activity. Bases 304 to 1737 code for a protein of 477 amino acids. The record is from RefSeq and is a predicted model, not a curated record. Gene Ontology annotation, biological process: protein phosphorylation.